AGAGGAAGAGAAUAUGUAUAAAAAAAGAAAAAUUUAGUUUGGAGCGAGAAAAAAAAGUAGAGAGAGAAAGAGAGUUUUCCCUCAUUUUCGAGAGAGAGCAAAUUUUGGGAGAGAGAGACAGAGAGAGGCUCCAAUUAGCUCACACGAAGGUUGAUUCUCGGAGACUCAUUUCAACGAUUUUUUUCUUCGGAUCAUAGAGAGAGAAAGUAGAGAGAGAAACAGGGUAUACGAUUCUUUAUUUUAUCUGUAUUUAUUCUUAUUUACGCGUAAUAAAUGGCAAGAUAUGUAUCAGAUCCUCCGUAAUAAUAUAUAGUAGGAAGCUCAUCUGGCUUUGUUCUCUGGAACCCAAAAUUUUGGCACAACUUGCUGGUUAGUAAUCAGAGCAAAAGUUUCUCUGCAAUUACUGAGAGAAAUUUUACAGAUUCUUCGGAGUUCGCGUUUGAUUGUACAGCCGAUUGAUCGUUGUGGCGGCGAUGGCCGAGCGGAGAGAACGUACUGUGGAGGAGUUGUACAAUGCGACCGAGUCGAUUGCCGAAGCGGAGAUAUCACCAGUCUUGAGAGGGAGUUAUCGGAUGCAAGGGCCUGUAGAUGAGAAAGAUCAUGAUAUUGAAAAGAACAUGUUACUGCCUUGGUUUUUAUCAGGCAUCUUCUCAACCUGAAACAAAAUUUGGGAAGUGUACCUUGAGUAAGAGGGGUCAUAUGAGAGGCGAGUCUGGGACUUGUAAUGUGUGCUUCGCUCCUUGCUCAUCUUGUCUGCAUCUGAACCGAGCUCUGAUGGAGUCAAAGGCUGAGGAGUUUUCUGAUGAAAGCUGUCGUGCAAAUGCUACUAGUCAGUAUUCUCUUAAUGAGAGUGGUCCCUUAUCUUCUAUUAAGAGUAGAGCGUCUGAUUGCUUACAGCAUGCCACCAGUGAAACCAGUAACAUUCUCAGUGUUAAUUCUGGUCAUGAUUCUUUCUGUGAAAAUGCUGAUAGUAAAGCAACCUUAAGGUCUUCUGUGAUAUCUGAUGCCUCAGAAGAUCUUGAGAUGCUUCCAAAGCUGGCUUCUGGAGGAAGUAACUCAGAUGAUCAAAUUUCGUCCAAAGCACAAUGUGUUUUGGAUAAGAGAAACUUCUCAAAUAAGUAUGAGGAAAUUAAAUCAGAAGAAGGUCAUGAUGAUAGCACAUCAUGUGUGAGUGGAGCGAAUGAUGCGAAUGUAGCAAUUAGUAAUCACAACAGGAAUAUCAGUAGUAAAGCUUUAGUUGGUACUUUAGGUCCGGAGGGAUCAUGCAAGGCAACUCAAUUCAACGAGUUUGGCACAUUAGAGUUCCCUAUUUCGAAAGAUGCAGAUGCUAGCAGUAGCACACCGAAGGUGCACAGUCCAUACUCCCAUUCUCACAGUGGAAUAUCUGGUAUAUCUUUUUCUUGCAAUACAAAUUUUAUGGAAAAGAGUCCACCCUCUCAUAUUCAGGAUAAAGUUCUGGAGUGCUCUACGGAACAUAUUAAUUUGUCAUUAAUUAAAGAGGCAGCAUCCGACAUUGUUUCUGUCCAGAAAUCUUUUGCAAAUAAAGGUGGCCUUAUUUGUGGCAGUACUGAGGUUUCCAUGAAAAAAUUUCCGAAGUCCGAAGCAGAGACUAAGAUGGAUAGCGCGGACUCACCAAAGGAAACUUUGAAAACUUUAGGUGAGAAUGAGCACAAUGUCAGGUCCAUGGAAUUGGUUGAGUUACCUGACAUGCAUGAGCCUCCUUUGCAAUCUGUUUCUGGGGAUGGAAGUGAUGAGUCGGACAUUGUGGAGCAAGAUGUAAAAGUAUGUGAUAUUUGUGGGGAUGAAGGUCGUGAGAAUUUACUUGCGAUAUGUAGUAGGUGCAGUGAUGGUGCAGAGCACACCUAUUGCAUGCGAGAAAUGCUCCAAAAACUUCCUGAAGGUGAUUGGCUGUGUGAAGAAUGCAAAUCUGCCGAGGAAUCUGAAAAUCAGAAGCAAGGUUCAGAAGUUGAGGGAAAACGAACAAACAAAGUCAUUUCCAGUACGCAUAUUUCUGGCAAGAGGCAUGCAGAGAAUAUGGAAGUGGCUUCAGCAAAGCCCUCUAGCCCCAGCAGAAUAGUUAUAGGAUCACCAAAGCCCUCAAGUCCCAGCGGAAUAGUUACAGGACCACCAAAGCCCUCAAGUCCCAGCGGAAUAGUUACAGGAUCGCCAAAGCCAUCAAGUCCCAGCAGAAUAGUUACAGGAUUGCCAAAGCCAUCAAGUCCCAGCAGAAUAGUUGAACUAUCUCGAGCUUUGUCAUCCAAGAGCUUAGAUAAGGGAAAAGUAAAGUCUGCUGAUCAAACGUCUCUUUCCAAUCAUUCCUGUAAUGAUAUUUUUGAAACUGCACGCUCUUCUAUGACCGGUGCACGGCUUCAAAAACCCAAGGGUACUUUCGUAAAAUCCAAUUCAUUCAACACCUUAAAUUACAAAACAAACACUAAACUUGUAGAUGAAGACUUUCCUCAAAAGCAGAAGGGUGCUAGAGAACAUACCUCCAUUGAGACGAAUGAGGGGCGUGCCCGAAGGAUAAGCAAAUCUAUAUCAUUUAAAUCUGCAUACUCAGGAUGUACAAAUGCUGCUGAAUCAAAAGUUAAAAUGCUUUCAUCUAAAUUUAUUGAUGUUCAAGAUCUAAAAGGAUCGAAACAAGCAAAAGAACGUGGUACAUUUGAAAGAAAAAAUUUAUGUAAACAGGAUCGUCCUAUGGCCAGUUCAACGACAACUAGUUCCACUGUUUCAACACCUAAGGUUGACCAAAAGCUCACGUCUCGUGGUGAAACCAGUUUGCCUUCAUAUUUAAGCAACAACCGAGAGUCAAAGGCUGUCCAGUCUGAUGGGAAAUUAAGUUUAUCAAAAGUUUACAGCAGUCUAGGUCGUAAAGGUGUAGAAAUUCCAGUUACUUCAGUUGGAGCUUCAUCUACUAGUGGGAUGUGCAGUUCUGCUGCUGAACAAAAGUUGAAUCAAGUUGCCGUUAAGGAUGAACCCUUAUCCACUCAUUUUUUGAAUGAUGGGAGACCAUCCAAUUAUGCUGAUGGAACUGUGCAAGAUGGCUUGCCUCAGUCCCAGGAGAUAACAAAUCAAUAUGAGAAAACUAGGGAGGGCAGUAUUCGCCCAAGGCCUACUGCUACAAGUGCCUCCAAAAGUGUUUUCUGCCAAAAAUGUAAAGAUACUGGGCAUGCUGCAGAGUUCUGCACAAUCAGUAUCCUGCAGGCUUCUAGUACUGAUGCAUCUGCCGCAAGAAGUUCUAAAGGGGAAAAGCAUGAAGGCAGCAAGUUAAAAGCUGCAAUUCAUGCUGCUUUGCUGAGAAGGCCUGAAAUUUACAGGAAGAAAGGAGUACUUGAUCAACCUGAUGACUUGUCCGUGUCAAACACAGAUUUGAAUUACAAAAUAGCUUCUCAGGAUCAAUUAUUGGUUUCGAAUAAAUCUAAGGAUAUUGUCUCGUCUGAAGGAAGUCAUGAGAGGCAAGCUAUUCUUGGGAGUUCUAUCUCCGACUCAUCUAAACAGAUUACCGCCAACACUUUGAAGCAGUUUGCUUCAAACCGAACUGAUGCUUUUUUGUCCAAACUGGGGGGCUCAUGUUCAACCAUUGUUUCUGUUGGAAAGCCUAUAAUAACAGAUUUCUCUUGUCAAGCUUCUAUAACAUCUGUUCUCCUGAAGACGUCAAUCGUUCCUGAAUAUGAAUAUAUCUGGCAGGGACGUUUUGAAUUGCACCGAGGUGGAAAACUUCUGGAAUUAUGUGAUGGAGUUCAAGCACAUCUAUCAACUUGUGCAUCACCAAAAGUUCUCGAAGUGGUGAACAAGUUUCCCCACAAAGUCUCCCUACAUGAAGUACCUCGCUUUAGCACCUGGCCAUCCCAGUUUUUUGAAAGUGGUGCUAAAGAAGAUAACAUUGCUCUAUACUUCUUUGCAAAAGAUCACGAGAGUUAUGAGAGAAACUACAAGAGCCUGUUGGAUAAUAUGAUCAAGAACGAUUUAGCCCUGAAAGGAAACUUUGAUGGCAUUGAACUUUUAAUAUUUCCGUCCAACCAACUUCCUGAGAAGUCACAGCGUUGGAAUAUGUUGUUUUUUCUAUGGGGUGUGUUCAGGGGAAAGAGGGUGGAUUGUACUGAUUCGACAAAGAAGUUACAUAUUCCCAGUUUGAAUGUGGUACCACCGGACAAAGAUGUUCCGCCCGCUGUUGUGAUCAUGUCCGAGAAGCUAUGUUCACCAAGGUGUAUGGAUGAAGAAUUACCGGGGUGUGACAGAUCUUACAAUAUGGUCAUAACAUCCAAUGCUCCUAAUCAGACUAUUGCCACAGUAAGUGGGAAUUAUGAUAAUCCUGUAACUUCCAUUGAACAGGUGUGUUCAAGAUACCAAGAAAAUUCGGAACAUCAUGAUAGUAAACUUGACUCCAAAUCCAUUUCAAAGAUAGGAGCAAGCGGUGUGCAGUUAGGCCCAGAAAUGAGUCAUAGCAGUGGAUCCUCGAAAGAGCUGAUUCUUCCGGACAGAGUGGAGGCAGAGCUUGAAACCUCAAUUCAGGUAUCAGAAAAGAGUGGCUCCAACAAUGGUGACAAGGUAGCAAUGCAUUGGGAUAAUUCUUCUCGUAGAGAAAAUAAGACGUCUUUGAAAAUUCUUCCCCUUAGCCAUAAGGGGGUAGGCGUCUUGGGGAAUGUUCAGGAUAGAAUGAAUGGAGCCCAGGAUCAAGUUAAAUUUGAGAGGGAAUUGAUGGGAGAUGUUGGGUAUGUGGAUAGGGAGGCAGCUAUGGAGAGAGACAUGACCAAUCAACGGAAACGCCCCUACUCUGAUCUUUCAGAGACUCCUCCCCAGACUUCUGGCAUGAGUCAGUGCAUGCCCUGGAAUGAAGCAAGUAGAAUGAUGGUUGAUGGAGAAAGCGGUGAUGAAAGGCUGAAGACAGGUCUUGGUUUUAUGUUUGGACAUAAAAUUUCUAGGGGUAGAAAUUCUGGGAAUGAUAAAUUUACAUCUCAAACAAUUGAUCCUGGUCCCUGUUCGUCCGUUGAGAAGAGAUGUGACGAAGCUUGUGAUGAGAAAGUUAUUUUAGAGGAUUUUGGAAGUCAUGAAAGGUAUUUUUUUCCUGUGGAUUCACAUCGAGCAAGUGAUUUUCGAUCCAGGGAGAAUUCAAUGCCCUGGGAAAAGCUCCCACCUGAUGAUGAUGAUAAAUUACAUGAUGGGGUUCCAAAUCUUGAGCUUGCUUUAGGGGCUGAGACGAAGCCAGCAAGUAAAGGAAUGCUGCCUUUCUUUGUUGGGGAAGUAGGCAGAAAAAAUAACCAAGAUAAGGCCCCGGAUAAGGCGAAGGAGCAGGAUGAGGAUGGUGUUUCUGCGUCCCUCUCCCUUUCUCUCUCGUUCCCAUUUCAAGACAAAGAACUGACUGUAAAACCUGUUUCAAAAACGGAGCAGCCCCUGCCCGAAAGAAACAAUUUGAGUAACUCACGGCUGCUUUUCGGUGGCUUCCGGGACAAAUAGAAGAGUGGCAAUGUUAGCAUUAUGUACAUUAGAGUGCCCCCACAUGGUUGGGGUGAAUGUGUACUUGGUCGUGCACGCUGAUCUCCCCGGGGCAUCAUAGGUGAAACCUAUUUUCCAUAUGUUCAUACCCCAUACAGGAUUUUCCAUUUUUUGUUUUCAUUUUGGUUAAUUUCUUUCUGUUUUUCUUUUAGAGUGCAUACCUACGACUAUCUGUAUAUAAAGAGAAUGAUAGCAGGCAGACUUGUCAAAAUGUCAGUAGGACUUCGCAAACCAAACGUGUUCAUCGAAAGGAUUUCAUGUCA
This is a messenger RNA of Carya illinoinensis, 5756 nucleotides long. RefSeq lists its product as uncharacterized. The record is from RefSeq and is a predicted model, not a curated record. The transcript is spliced from 12 exons. NCBI's taxonomy places the organism in Eukaryota, Viridiplantae, Streptophyta, Magnoliopsida, Fagales, Juglandaceae. The coding region runs from base 589 to 5454 and encodes 1621 amino acids.